UAGUCUGUCGAGUUAAAGAAAACAAAUAAAUACUUUGAAGAUAAUUCUCGUUGGAUUAUAUUAAGAAUUAUCAUGUGAUAUCAUAAACGUAAUAGUCAUCAGUUUGGAUUCGCGGUUGCCGUGUACAGACGGCAGUGGUGUGUGUACGUAAUCUAAUUUGUUUUUCUUGAUAUUCUCCAGUGAAAUUAGUGAUUAAUCCCUUGUGGUGAUGAGUUAGUGACAAUAUGGGACAGAGUUCCAGUUCAGUGACAACUGGCAGACGUUUCUCGAGCACUUUAAAUAGAAUGGAAAGACAUAAUUCUAUUCGUAAUUUUUUGAGGCGGAGUACGAAAAAGAAAAGCAGGCUCAGUCACACGUUCAACUUGCCAUCAUCGAACGGCUCCGGGGGCUCCACAGAGUACCCGGAACAGAUGAAUGUGAACACAGCGACUGAGGAACAAUUAAUGACUUUGCCUGAUGUGAACAGGCAGUUGGCACAAGAGAUAGUACGACACAGGAAGAUGAUUGGAGGUUUCAAGAAAGUUGAUGACCUUGCACUUGUCUCAGGUUUAGGUGCUGAAAGACUAGAAUUAUUAAGACCCGAAAUAUGUGUGAAGAAACAGUUGUCUCGAGCGAGUUCAUGCACACACUCAUUAGAUAGCAUAAGGUUGCCUGGUGAAAGCAGAUUGUGUUCUGUCAACUCUUCCACUGUAUUCCAAUUACAAUGUGUACCUGGUCUUAAUCAAGAAUUAGCUGCAAAUAUAGUCGAUUAUAGAAAUAAAAAAGGACCCUUUAAGUCGCUGGACGAUUUAAUAAAAGUAAGAGGUGUGGACACAAAUAAAUUGUUGAUAGCUAAACAACAUUUGAGUUUAGAACUUCGAAAGUAUGAGAGUAUGCAGACAUUGUUAUAUAGAAAUGUGAAUGGCUGGACGGAGCCAGCGUCUUUAAGUGACAUAACACCAAAUGGUGGAAUCACCACACCAAAGAGUAGGUUAACGACCACAAGACUACCGAAUGGAUUCGCUACAGCGCCAGUCAAUGAUAUCCUGGAGUUACUCUCAGCGUAUUCGCAUAGACCGAUGCAAAGUGAGGCGUUCAAUUACGACAGAUACGGGGUCAGGUGUUGCCGGUUGGCGUCGUGGAACCUUCAUCAGCUCAGUUUAGACAAAAUAUUCAAUCCAGGAGUGAGAGAGGUAGUCUGUUUGACUAUUUUAGAAAACAAAUUAUCACUAAUAGCCAUACAAGAUGUGAUAGACAAGGGGGCCUUGAAAGAAAUCUGUGAUGAACUAAACUCGCCGGUGAUACGACGAGUACGAGAGUUUCAGUGCAAUAGUCGAAAUUGGGAAUACUGCAUACCUGAACAAACGGAAAGCGAUAAUUUAGGGUUUAUCUACGACGCCGGAGAUAGGGGUAUAAAGAUUGAGCAGUUAACCGGCGACCACCCGUGGUAUUCUCGGCCCGAGGCGAGCCACGUGCGGAGCAUAGUUGCGGAACUGUCAGCGCUGAGUACCGGGAGAUUUGCCAGCACGCCGCAAGCAUUCUUAGUCUGCGAGAGGCCAGUCAUCCUCUUUAACAUGCUCUGUACGGAACGACUCGGAGAUGACGACCGUGCGGCGCUUCAGCGAGCGGCAGAGUUGGCGCAGAGUUCAGACUUGCAGCUGGCGCUCAUUGGUGAAUUCUGUUCAUGGGACAAUGUUCAAUCUAUAACUACAUACGAGUCGCUACUUAACGAAGAUGUUACAACGAGCAUAAAUACCAAGAAUAUCAGCCGAAGUUCGAUAAUGUGUCCAGGACCUGUGGAGAAGACUAGUUUCAACGGGUACUCAGGCGUCAUCAAGUCUGGACUCUGCCAUUUGGCCAUACCACGUGACUGGUCCUGGGGUGGGCCGGCGUCACCAUUCUAUCCCAUAUGGGCAGAACUGAACGUCCCGGAUUGACAAACGAAGAUAAUGGACUACGGUAAAAAUAAUUUAGCUUAUUAUAUACAAUCAGUUGUGCUGAUUCAAUGCCUUGUAUUGGUGUUAUUACAAUUAUUCUAUUUCAAUUGAGGUUAGGCGGCCAUCUUUGUAUUUCAAAUUUGCCGCCAUUUUCAAACUUCGUCACAAUGAAUGAUUCCAUCGUGUGUCUUAAUUAUUAUAUCCUUCGUUUAGUGUUUGUGAUAUUUAAUUAAUGUAACACAUUUAUUUAUUGUUAUAAGUAAAAGAUCUAAGAGAAAUGUAGGUUAAUAUUUUUUUAUUAGCGUUCUUAUCAAGUAAUAGAAAUGUAUGGACGUUUACAGUCGAUACUAACAUAAUUUACUCUAAAAUAUUCUUCAUUACAUAUUGUAAUUUAUUGUUGACAAUUGUAUAGGUAUUUCACGCUCGUAAUAAUCCUAACAUUGUACUAUUGUUCUACAAAUAAUUUAUGCAUAUGCUAAGUACUUACUUAUAAGUAUUAAAUAUGUGCUUACCUAAAUGAUAAUAAACCUAAAUAUGUUUAAAUAGAUUUUGAAUGGAUUUGAUUACGUGGAUUAUCAUGUACAGAUUAACAAUUAUUUAUGAGAAACUUAGUACUGUUUAGAUUAUUAUUUUUAAUAAUACCGCGUAUUAUAUACUUAUUAAAAACUUAUCUUCCCGUUGAUAACUUUAAAGCAGCCAAAUUUUUAAUAAGUACUAAAGUCUAGCUACGGUGUACCUAGGUAUCAUUAAUUAGGUAGCUACAUAACAAGCCCCUCACUCACUUCAGCCCCACUAUUUAUAUUAAAACAUACUGUUUCGUAUCUAUUUAUAUAUCAUCAGAGAGAACAUUUCCACUGCAACGAUGCACACGGAAGAGACCGUUAGACGACGCCGGAUAUGUUAAUCAUAAUAUAAUAUAAAUCCUGUAUUAAUAUGCAUAAAACAUGAAUAGCGAGCUUCACCAACGGUCUCACUGUAAAGCUGCAAGUCUAAACAGGGCAAAUUGCUUGGCGCCCAUGACCUAUUUUGGGGUCACGGAUAGUCCAAUAAUAGUCAAUUGUGACCCCAACGGUGGGUCACGGAAAGUGAGUCUGUUGAACAGUGAAUACAUAUUAAUUUGUGCGUACAUAAAUGCAUUAUUUAAAAAAAAAACUGAGUGUGUAUUGUUUUUUUUAACAUUUCAAACAUGAAAGCGGACUGUAUGUUUUAGAAUCCUGUGCCUAUGCAUAUGACAAAUUAAAAAAAAAUUGACAGUUUACGACAUCCAAUGUCAAUUUUUUUUUUUAUAUUUGACCUUCCAAAUUUAAAUUGGGAAAAGCGUUGAAAAAAAUAUAUGUAUAUAGGAUAUAUCAUGCAUUUUGUUUUGUUUUCAUAAAUAAUUAAAGAUUUAUAAUGUUUUUAUUUUAUAUUUAGUAAAAUUAUUGUCUAUUUUAUGAGUUUAUCAAUUUUUGUGAUAAAUCGUUUAGAUCUCUACAAAUAUGAUGGUAAAUAUUUCGUGUUUUCACUUUUUUUAUGUAGUAUACUAGAUAGAUCAUUGUUUGUAGAACUUAAUUUGAUGCCGUCAUGUCCUUGUGACCUUACUUGCGUCCCAUAAUCGGAAAUUGUAAUGUAAUUUUAAUCUACUUGUACAUAUAUUUUGUUACAAUUGUUUUUUUUUUAAUUCUAGAAACAAUAUUAUUUAUACGUCUAAUGUUACCAGUCUGGUGUUCGGUAGUAUUUCUAGUAGUUACUUGUUUUUUUAGAACAUCACACGUUUUAUAAACAUGUUUUGUCUCUUUCAAGCAAAUUGUAUUCUUCAUUUGAAAGGAAGUGACAAAAGAUUGUAGUAGUGAAAAAUAUGUUUGUAGGAUGUUUUAGUUUUUAUAAUAAUUAGUUACGGUUAGUCGCAAAAGGUGUAUACUAAGAUAAAAGCCAAUAAUACUAUUCAUGAAAGAAAGAAGUAAUUUGAGAGAUAGAAAAUUAUAUUUAUAAUCUUCAUACGAACUGUACAAUAUAUGUAUAAUUAGCAUGAAUUUAAAAAAAAUAUAUAUUCACUUUAUUACAUGGGCAUAGUAGUUUAUUUUUUUUAAAGUUUCUUCGUAAUGGUAGAUUAUAGUAGUUGUUAUAUUACUGGUAUGACCUUUACGACUUGUCUGUACAUUAACCAAAACGAAAAUUUUAAUUUAUUAUAUCUAUAUACUUGAAGAACAUUCUGGAUAUUUAAAAUGAUUCUAAACAUAAAAAAUAGUCAUUAAAGAUUUGCUGGUAAUGUUUAUGGCGAAUUUAUGUUUUUAAUCUGUUUGUGUUAUGCCAUUUUUCGAAUGAUAAUUGAUUAUUUAAAAAAUGCUAAAUGCUUAGUGUUUGGCGUUUUGAAGUUAUUUCACCAAAAUCUAGUUUUUACACUAUGCAUGUUUUAGAAAGAGACCGCAAUUACGUUAUGUGCUUUUCCUUCUCAUUCUGUCAUAAAAAUAGCUUAAAGUUUCUGAUUCCAGUGGCUUCAGGCUGUGCAUUGAUAGGCUAGUGGAUUAGUCAGGACAAGACUUAUAAAUUACAUAGUAUAUUUAAUGAUUAAAUGAGAAUUUUAAAGGUGAUAACCAUACAAAGAUGCUAAUACCUAAAUAUUGAUGCUGUAGAUAAAAGGAAUCAGUGUUUCUAUCAAUAUCACUAUACUCUAUGUUACAUGUAUAGGGGUUAAUUUGCAUAACUUGUGAGACCUUGCGGUUUCACGUGUCGUUUAAUUUAAAAUAAUUAUCAGUCACCAUUGUCCCCUGACCUUCUAAAUUUUGUUUAU
Messenger RNA from Achroia grisella, 4686 nucleotides. Its product is annotated as endonuclease/exonuclease/phosphatase family domain-containing protein 1-like. The transcript is spliced from 6 exons. Gene Ontology annotation, cellular component: plasma membrane. NCBI's taxonomy places the organism in Eukaryota, Metazoa, Arthropoda, Insecta, Lepidoptera, Pyralidae. Bases 225 to 1916 code for a protein of 563 amino acids. The record is from RefSeq and is a predicted model, not a curated record.